Molecule: messenger RNA, 396 nt
Organism: Cadophora gregata
Lineage: Eukaryota; Fungi; Ascomycota; Leotiomycetes; Helotiales; Ploettnerulaceae
Exons: 3
Coding region: 1-396 (131 amino acids)
Source: RefSeq, a predicted model, not a curated record
AUGCGCACCACUUUCAUCCUCACCAUCGUCUCUACCCUCCUCUCUUUCGUCGUUGCUAUCCCAGCCGGCACUCUCUCCAGCCCAAACACCAACGCUCUCCUCCCUCUCGGAGCCCGUUCCGCUGAGAAGGGCUGCUGGGAGCAGUGCUCUAACCACCUUCAAUGCCAGGGUCUCUGCUACCGCUGCUCCGUCAAUGGCCGUUGCCACCGUCCCUACAAGCGCGAUGAGGGUGUCGAGACUGAGGCUGAAGUUGUAGCUGCCCCAGUCUCCCUUCCCCGUGAUGAGGCUGUUGACACUAUCGCUUACAAGGGUUGCUGGGAGCAAUGCUCUAACCACUUGCAAUGCCAAGGUAUCUGCAACCGCUGCUCAGCCUACGGCCGUUGCCACAUGCCUUAG